This is a messenger RNA of Trichoderma virens Gv29-8, 4029 nucleotides long. Its product is annotated as putative serine/threonine protein kinase. Gene Ontology annotation, biological process: protein phosphorylation. Gene Ontology annotation, molecular function: protein kinase activity; ATP binding. The record is from RefSeq and is a predicted model, not a curated record. The coding region runs from base 1 to 4029 and encodes 1342 amino acids. The transcript has 2 exons. Lineage: Eukaryota; Fungi; Ascomycota; Sordariomycetes; Hypocreales; Hypocreaceae.
AUGCCCCAUAGCCAAUCCAACUGCCCACUUAGCAGAAGCAGAAUCAACUUGCAACUCCAAAGCCCUCAAACACGGGGAAAGCGUGACAGCAUCGCAGCGCCUCAGCUUGUCCUUGUUCGCUUCGCCUCUCUCUUGCUUGCCAUUCCGCCGCUUCUAGCCCUCACUCGACCCGAAAAACCGCCCUCGCCCUCCGUUGCUCCCACGAGCCGCCACCCCUCGAGCCAGAAUUGCACGCGAGACGAUGCUGCCGUGAGACCUCUCGCCUCGACCAGCGCUGUGACUCGCAGUCUCGAGGCCGUCCUCGACAUCGUCUCUCCCUCCUCGCCUUCGACAGAGCACCACAGCUCCAGCAUCGCCGCCUGUCUCCCGUCGAAGCGCCCGUCUCUCCUUCAUCCGCCCAUCAUGGACGGCCAGCCGCAGCCGCAGCCGAAGCCGGCGCUUCUCGCCCAUCUGUCUCAAUUGCAGUCGCUUCCCUUGCGGACCGCCAACAGCACGCCCACGGCUUCUCCUGGCCUCUUCAGUCCCGUCGCCAGACACGGCCAUAUGCCCACCUCGUCCUUCUCCGAGAGCAACUCGCCCGCCCCUUUGUUCGACAGCCCCUACUUGCACCCGCUGCAGACCCACCGAGUCCGAGAGACCCACAAAGCUCUCAUCGAUUCCGACGUCACCACCGGCCGCAAGUCCAUCAAUCAGUAUGACAUUAUCGAGGAGAUUGGCCGUGGAAUGCACGGCAAGGUCAAGCUGGCCCGCAACACCGAGACCAGCGAAAACGUUGCCAUCAAAAUCAUUCCGCGCUUUUCCAAGAAACGACGACUCGGCAAGGUCACUGCCAUGUCUCCCCAGGAUAAGACCAAAAAAGAAAUCGCCAUUCUCAAGAAGAUUAGACACCCCAAUGUUGUCGCCCUACUAGAAGUCAUUGACGAUCCUGAGCUGAAAAAGAUUUACAUGGUUCUGGAGCAUGUUGAGCUGGGCGAAAUUGUAUGGCGUAAGAAGGGACUGCCCCAUAUCUGCUCGUACGAACGGAGACGAUCUGAGCGCGAGAUGAAUGGGCUGCCCGCCACCGCCGAUGAUAUGCGGUGGGAUCAGCUACUCGAGCGCCGGCAGAUCAUCAAGGAACUCAAGCGGGCAAAGAUGGCCCAAAACAACACCGGCCCUGAGUACUGGAGCGUGGAACACGGCGCCGCCGACGACGCGAGCACCGUAAGCCCCUGGUCUCGUAUCUCCUCCAAGGAAGACUUUGCUGCCACCGAUGGUUCCGUGUCCAUGCCCAUCUCCCGCCGCUCCUCUCUGGCCCCCUCUCAAAGCUAUUCCUUCUCUUCUUCUCCUGGAACAAGGGAUGAAGACGAAUGGCAUGAUGACCAUACCACCCCCGGUCCCACCUCUUCUCAGCCUCCCCUCUCCACAAGCGCACUCGAUGGAACCAUGUUUGGAGCCUAUACCAACAAUGACGACAGAAUGAGCUUCCGCGAGCGCUCUCCCAGCAUGGCCGACUCCAUCAUUUCCCACAUGUCUUCCAUCGACUACAACGUCCGUGCUCACGACCCCUUUACUGACGACUUCUCCUAUGUCCCUUGCUUCACCUUUGACCAAGCCCGGUCUGCCUUUCGCGAUACUGUACUAGGUCUUGAAUACUUGCACUACCAGGGCGUUGUUCACCGUGAUAUCAAGCCUGCCAAUCUGCUUUGGAGCAAAGACCAUCGUGUCAAGAUUUCCGACUUUGGUGUUUCUUACUUCGGCCGACCUAUCCGUGAGGGUGAGCCCGAUGAUUUGGUGUCUGAAUCCGAGGCAAAGGACUUUGAUGAUGACCUGGAGCUUUCAAAGACUGUUGGCACUCCGGCCUUUUUUGCCCCGGAGCUCUGCUACACCGACCCUGACCAGGCCCAGCCCAAGGUUUCUGAGCAAAUUGACGUGUGGUCUCUCGGCGUGACUCUCUACUGCCUCAUCUAUGCGCGUAUCCCUUUCCUGGCAGAGGAUGAAUUCCAGAUGUUCCGAAAGAUUGCCACUGAGGACGUGUAUAUCCCGCGCAAGAGACUCAAGCCCGUGGACCCCUCAACCUCACCCACCGUAACGUCUCUCUACAAACGCCAAAACACUCAUCCAUACCGCGACGACAAUGAUCUCGAAUAUGAAGACGUGGAUAAUCUCUUGUACGACUUGCUGCGCCAGAUGCUCAUCAAGAAUCCAGAGAAGCGAAUACGCCUCAAGGAUAUCAAGAAACACCCCUGGGUGCUCCAGGGACUUCCCAAUCCCAGAUCAUGGGCAGAAGAAACUGACCCGGCCAAGCCAUCCAGUGGCCGCAAGAUUCAGGUUGACGAGAGGGACCUCUCGUCUGCCGUCGUGCCCCUCACCUUUCUUGAACGGGCCCGAUCUGUUGUCAAAAAGGCUGUCGGGAGAGUCAUGCAUCCCUUGGUCGACCGUAGCGAAAGUCGAUCACGUCGGCGGGCCACCAGCAGUGUCGCCAGCUCCGGAGGUGAUAGCAUGCCAAAGCCCGUCGCCCUCCCCGUUGCUGUUCCGGCUACGAAUCCACCUACCCCUUACAUGGAUAGGCGCCGCAGCCUUCAUCCAGAUGACUACUUUCCCGGCCUGCCAGUCAGGGACGCAUUGUCGAGUAUAGAGCUACGCUCUUCAGACUUCGCGGCCGCUAGCAGUCGCGCGGAACCCGUUGCCUAUGAUCCCAUGGCUACAGUCCUGCCACCCCUGAAUACGCAACCGGCCACCAUGACCCGAGGGCGCUCCCACAGCGAGCUGGACGAAGCAGCAACGGCGGAGUUCCGCCCUGCUAUCAUUGGCGUCCCCAUUCGUAACGGAGGAACCGUGCGUGCUAGAAACGUUCCACAGUUCUUACCCUUGACGCCUCAUACGGUACCGCCUACCCCUUCUUUUGAUAGAAAUCCUCCGUUCCGUCCGGAACUACCAAGUGCGCGAUCGGAGCUCAGUGCUCUGAGAGGAGAUUCGGUCCGCUCACCUUCUACGGAACGCAGCCUUUUCGCGAGCCACGACAAGCGAGCCACUCCCCAGGUCGCUCUGAAUACUGCCGUGGCUCCGGGGAACAUUCCAGGCUUACGAAGCACACGCUCAAUGCGCUCUGUUGACUUGGGCAAAAGCAGAUAUGGAUACCAGCUGUCAUCCUCCCCACUGUCUUCGUCUCCUCAGCCAAUACCCCCUUCCUCGUAUCAUCAUCACAGGCAUCUUCAGUCGGAUCCAAAUUUUCAUCACAGUCGGUACCAGGAGCGCCCUACUACCGCCCACCGUGUAGACAACGGGGCUGAUAUCAGAUCUCCUCUCACCCGCACUUCCGUCGCAAUGAGCCCUGAACCAGCCUUUUCUGCCUCGUACGUGAGCGAAGAUGGCUCGGCUGACAUGGGUAGCCAGUGGUCUCGUAUUGCUAAUCAAGAUUGGCAAUCCGAUGCCCCGUCGCGAAGGGGCACUGUUGAAAUUGCAAAGACUGCGAGCACUGAUUCCAUGGAUCAUCUCGGAACGCCCCUGACAAGCCCAAGCGAAACAGCUAGCCCUGUUGCCGCCUGCCCGGCCGUCAACAACGCAUCGCAGCGAAUGCUAGUCUUUCAGUCGGACCCCUCGCUGCCGGCUCUUCUUAGCGGCGCCAGCUCUGUUUCGGCCGAUUUGGAAGGGGAGCUGUUGCUCAGACCAGGAACUGUAGACCCGCAGACCACUUUCUUACAAACCAAAGACUCGCUCACUCCUCCGGCCUUGGCAAAGGAGCCUGUCGGUGGCUUCCCCAUCGACCAAGUCUUUGCCCAUCACUCGUCCAUGGAAGGUGUUCAGCUUCAGGUCAAGAUUGACCGCCCACCAACCUCGGACAACCAUGCCACAAGCCACCAACAUCGCAAGCACGACGAGGAAGACAAUGAUGAUGACAGUGAUGAGGGGCUUCUACUUAUGGCUAAAACCAAGAAGCGACCGCCAGUUACGACUAGACACCGGCCCUUUGAGGCUAGACGUCGCGACACAAAUAUGAGCACUGCGAGUGAUGAAACCGCCCGGAGAGUCAAUAUUUCUCCCGAAGCAUGA